AGUCAUUUUGGCUCAAGUAAAUGUCGUGCCCAGCUUUUCUAAGCGAAAUGUGCACGUGAGUUUUGAGAGAGAUCCACUGUGCCGGAUCUUAUAUACGAGGGAUAGAGUAGAUCAAUCAUGGCUCAUACGUGGUAGUAAGUCGACGUAGGGCGGAGGUAUCUCCCUCUCUUUCAUAUUCGGCACAAAGGUUUCGGUUUAAGUAAAUAAGUAAUUGAGUAUCGCAUGUCGUCGAGCCCCGAUCGUCGCCGGGGUACGUUCUUUUCCCUGUUCGGGCCCUUUGUAGGCAUUGUCGGCGGGCAUAUGUAUCCCUUCGCAGGAAAGAAUGUUGCUACUAGUGAUGCUGGAACUAUAGCGGGAAAUUGUCGACCCAGGUCCCAAAAAAAAAAGUGAUCUCACUAAUAUGCCCGUGGGGCUUGGCUCUAGCUUUUCUACAGCGGUGGCCGUUGUGCUUCAUCGUUUGCGUAAUCGUAGCGCCUGGCCGUUGUGCUCCAGGCUUCCCGCGGGGUAAUUAAGUGGAAUUAUAGCGGGAAACUGUAGACCAGGAAACCAUGAAGCCAUGCAGCUGCCUACGCUUAUGGGGCGACGACGAAGCGCAAACGAACCAAGGUCGCACCAGACCUUCAAGAAACCAGUAGGAGCAAGCUGGCCCUAGUAUAGAGUAGCUCCACCAAUACGAUCAUAUACCUGAAGGCAUCUUAGUGAUUAUUCGCGGGCCGUCUCACUUUAAAAAAGUUCGAUCUCAGUAGUGGCGCCGCCCUCUGUGCCGAGUGUCCACAGCUUGCAGCUUCAGGUCCUAGCUAGCAAGUGGCCACAUCAAAGUGCUUGCCCUUUCCGUGUUCGAUCCUCUAGGGUUUAGCUCUUGCCUCUCGGGGUUCAUCCGAUCAGGCCCAUCAUUGUUCUACCUAUGAGCCGUCGACGAAUUUGCCCGUGGGGUUUUGGCUCUAGCUUUUCUGCGGCGAUGGCCGUUGUGCUUCAUCGUCUAGUAUUUUUAGGUGCCUGGCCGUUGUGCUUCAGGAUUCUCGCAGGGUAAUUA
This is a messenger RNA of Amoebophrya sp. A25, 1033 nucleotides long. NCBI's taxonomy places the organism in Eukaryota, Dinophyceae, Syndiniales, Amoebophryaceae. The record is from the annotation of a GenBank genome assembly.